GGGCUGAAAAUGCCAAAACCGAAGAGUUUCCUCAAGGAAUCCAAGUCCAAAAAGAAGACGACGCAGCGGGCUCCAGAAUCUGCAGACGAAUAUCUAGCUCGUGGGUCACCCAAUACCCCGGGUGUUCAUGUGAUCCCCUGAUAUACCGUCUGAUCAAUAUGCAUGGUCUUCGUUGUCACAUAGCUAAUGGGGGUGUCUUCUAGUCGGCGUCGAACAGGAAGAAGCCGGAGAGAAAUGGCGCGCCGGAGAUGCAGCCAAGUCUCUGCGCUUCUUCAUGCGUGCCAUCAAUACUUAUGACGAAGGCCUGGGCAAGCACCCGGAUGCAUUCGAUCUGGCUUAUAACAAGGCGAGGGUCCAAUACGAGGUCACGCAGCAUCCCAAGCUAUCUGCCCAGCUGUCUGCACCACUACUGGACGUCCUGCAAGUAGCGCUAGAAUCCCACCGGGCGGCUCUCGACCUCGAGCAAGACAAUGCCGACGCGCUCUUCAAUACAGCCCAGGUGCUCACCAGCAUUGCGGAAGCGUUAACUGACUCCAAGCACCCUUCGGAUGAUCAGCUCUCGCAGGCAGUAAAGCUCCUGCAAGAGGCUAUAGAACUCUUCCAGCGUUGCCUGGUUCUACAGGAACUCAAGUACACCGAAAUGCAGGAGCAGAUCAAUCAGAUGACAUCCGAGGAAACUGGCCCUACUGAGACCCCGAUGCAAGACACACUGCCGGAUCUGCCACCUGCAGACGAGUCAAGAUCUUCAGACCAGCAGGAGCAAUGGGCUGCCAUUGUUGAGCCAAUAACCAAGGACACCCUCGUUGACACAGCCGUGGCACAACUUGAAGCCUGCACAACCCUAUGUAACCUGCUCACAUUCAACCCUGGUGUAGGAGUCGGCUGGGUAGAAGAGUAUGCAUCGGACCUGCUGCAGGAGCGAAUUUCGGCAUAUGUCGAAGGGUCAAGCAGACAUUACGAGGCAACUCUGGCUCGUGCCAAGUUCACCUGUUCUCGGAACGAGGUGCUGUACAGAAGCGGACGCACAGAAGUCGAAACAUAUUCCAAGGAAGUCUCGCGAGCUUUCGGCCCUGAUUUGGAUCUCUCGGCCGAUCCGGGCGGCCUUUGCAGCAAAGCCGACGCGCUCACGUCGUUCAACACAGCACUCAUAGACCUCCCUCCAUACGAACCGGAGGCCUUUGCGAAAGCGUUGUCGCAGCGAUGGCAAUCGCUAUCGGCUGCCCUAGACGCAUUGACCAAGGCGUCCAAACUCCCGGAUGCUGAAAAUCUGCCCAAGAUCCACCUGGCAAGGGGAGACGUGGAGGUGGGUAGGUGGAGGCUCGGUCUGUCUCCAUGGGAAUAUCCCAUGGCUCAGCAGUACGCAGCCACGUUGCUCCGCAACGCCCAGACCUAUUAUCGAGGUGCAGUAGCCCUGGCGAGGAGAGACGGCGCUGCGGACGAGGCACGGGACGGAACCUGCAAAGAAGCCAUCGCUGCUGCUCUGGAAGGUCAAAAAGACAAGCUUCAGCAGCUCCGGAAAUCUGCGCCUAAGGAGCUGAUGAUAGUCGCAGAGGACGUGGUCGAUGACGGAUGGAUGAGUCCCGGCGAUAUGGAGGCUUUGUUGUCGUAGUUAUAUACCCCGGACCAGCUCGAAUGAUGAAAACGGAAGCACGUCAUUAUCCCGA
Aspergillus sclerotioniger CBS 115572 is the source of this 1664-nucleotide messenger RNA. RefSeq lists its product as uncharacterized. The coding region runs from base 275 to 1609 and encodes 444 amino acids. Gene Ontology annotation, molecular function: protein binding. The transcript has 3 exons. NCBI's taxonomy places the organism in Eukaryota, Fungi, Ascomycota, Eurotiomycetes, Eurotiales, Aspergillaceae. The record is from RefSeq and is a predicted model, not a curated record.